AUGGUCUACUCGCCCAGCACCUACCUCGUUUCCGCCGCCGUGGCCGUCGUGGCGCUGCAGAUGCAGCACACGGCUGCUACCUCGCUCUUCUACGACCCUUUCACGUCGACCGACACCGUCGGCACGAUCAGUGGCAAGUUCCCGGCUCGCGGCGCUGAUGUGGCCGACCAGGACUGCGCCAUCACGGUGCAGGUGGACCCGAUGCUGCCGGACAUCGCCACCAUCUUGCCCGAGCCUUCGGAGUACCCGGACCUGCUGGCCAACCUGACCACGGGCCCGGCCGAGCCUGUGUCGACGAAGGUGGGCACGGUUGUGCUGUCCAAGCCCGUCCCCGCCACCAUUGCUGGGCUGGAGGGCUACCUCGGCAAGGCCACGCCUAAGAGCAAGGCGGGCGACGCCCCGCUUCCUGGCAUGACCACACCUGCUACCAAGACGGGCACUUCCACGGUCACGGCUGCUCCGUCCACGAGCACCAAUGAUCCUCUUAAGCUGGAGACUAAGCGUCGUCUUGAGGACAACGCCAACAAGGACAUCGCCAAGCUUGAGGCCUACUUCGGCACCAAGAUGGAGAUGAAGCUGAAGAACCUGCCCACUGAGGGCGUGCACACGCCUUCGCCCUGGCCUGGCCCGUACUGGCCCACGUACCAGGACGGCAUCAACGUUGUCUGGGAUGAGGGCCAGCCGAGCCCGGCCGAGAAGUACGCCACGGCCUUCGGCAAGGACGUGUCGGACUUCAUGGACAAGGUCUCCAAGGACAACGGUAUCGACUCGAUGAGCAAGCGCAAACAGUGCACGUCGGACAACGACUGCGCUUCUCUGACCGACGGCAGCGCCUGUGGAAUUCGCGCCGGGGCGUCCUCGGGCUACUGCAUCCCUUCGUGGUUCGGCAUUUGCCACGCUUGGGCGCCGGCCUCCAUUAUGGAGGCUGAGCCCAACUGCCCUGUGACGCACAACGGUGUGACGUUCCACCCCAUGGACCUGAAGGCUCUAAUCUCGGACAUCUACGACGGAGCCAGCGUAGGCACCGUGUUCACUGGUUCGCGCUUCAACGGUGGUGCAGAUACCCCUGACGAGUACGGCCGCCACUCGAGCGCCGCCUACCGCGACCUGAACCCCGCCUUCUUCCACAUCGCCGCGGCCAACAUGCUCGGCAAGCUGAACGCCACGUUCGUUGCCGACGUGACGGCCGGCACCGAGGUCUGGAACCAGCCCGUGCGUGGUUUCAAGGUGUACGAGCAGACGAAGAUGUCGCCGAAGAAGGCCGCACAGACCUUCUACGGUCUCAAGAAGUACCCGUGGAACGCCGCUGCCCAGAGCAUCGUGUACGUCAAGACGCGCCUUUCGUGGAUUUUCGAGACGUACACUGAUGGUGGCCUUGUGGCUUCUGGCCAGGUCGACCAGUUCACGACUGGUGCUUACUACACCUACCUCCUUGAGAUGGACAAGCAGGGAAACAUCAUCGGUGGCGAGUGGGUCUACGACUCGGACGAAAACCACCCGGACUUCCUUUGGUUCCCCAAGGCCCAACCCGCUGCGGGCACUGUGACCAGCGUUGGACUGAGCUACGCCGACGUGAGCAUGCUCUUGAAGAAGUCGGCUGCGUGCAGCGCCUAA
Molecule: messenger RNA, 1614 nt
Organism: Phytophthora sojae
Lineage: Eukaryota; Oomycota; Peronosporomycetes; Peronosporales; Peronosporaceae
Exons: 2
Coding region: 1-1614 (537 amino acids)
Molecular function (GO): aminoacyltransferase activity
Source: RefSeq, a predicted model, not a curated record